AUGAGCCCUCAUGAGCACCAGCAGAACCUCCUGCUGUCCCGAGUCAUCACGAAUGUGGAGAAAUUGAAUGAAGCAGUGAUGGUUAUGAACAAGACUCUCCAAGAGAUAAACAUCCAGAACAUGAACAUCGAGCUUGUUGCACAGAUGUUCAAGAACUACCAGUCCAACGUUCUCUUCCAUCUUGAAGCCACCGACAGUCUGAAGGACCCAUCUUGA
Diaporthe citri is the source of this 216-nucleotide messenger RNA. RefSeq lists its product as uncharacterized. The transcript has 5 exons. NCBI's taxonomy places the organism in Eukaryota, Fungi, Ascomycota, Sordariomycetes, Diaporthales, Diaporthaceae. The coding region runs from base 1 to 216 and encodes 71 amino acids. The record is from RefSeq and is a predicted model, not a curated record. Gene Ontology annotation, biological process: attachment of spindle microtubules to kinetochore. Gene Ontology annotation, cellular component: mitotic spindle; DASH complex.